AUGUCUCAAACUAUUACUCGAGACAUUACUACACAUUUUAUACGCUUUGUCACUAUUAAUUACAAAAUUGUUCAUGAAUCUUUUAUUAUAAAAAACAAUAUUCCUUGGUGGAAUAUUGAUUUUGAAUGUUCAUAUAUUAUUGUUUAUAAAAAACGAAAUCCUAAAGAAAAAUUUGACAUGUUAGAACAUAGCAAACAUGAGAAAUAUUUUGAUUUUUUUAAAUGUAAAUGUCCUAAUACUCAUGAAUUUCAUCCACAUUUGUGGCAAUAUGAUAAACGUCAUAAUGAUAAUCAUUGUCCUUUUCGUCAAUGUUGUGAUUAUUUUAAAAUAUUACAAAGUAUUGAUAAGAAUCUUCCUAAUAAUGAAAAACUUGCUCGUUUAUCUAAAAAAAAUUCAUUAUUGAGACUUAAAAGAUUACAUA
Molecule: messenger RNA, 421 nt
Organism: Dentiscutata erythropus
Lineage: Eukaryota; Fungi; Glomeromycota; Glomeromycetes; Diversisporales; Gigasporaceae
Source: the annotation of a GenBank genome assembly